Molecule: messenger RNA, 1050 nt
Organism: Musa acuminata AAA Group (dessert banana)
Lineage: Eukaryota; Viridiplantae; Streptophyta; Magnoliopsida; Zingiberales; Musaceae
Exons: 1
Coding region: 292-804 (170 amino acids)
Source: RefSeq, a predicted model, not a curated record
CCAGUUCUUUCUCCCCUUCACAUUGCUCUGUCUUCUCUUUUUGUUGCUCUUCUUUAUCUCCUCGCUCUUCUCUAUCUUUCUUCUCUAAAUCUAUGUACUUUACGCUGUGUUACUAGAUCUCUCUCUCUCUCUCUCUCUCUCUCUCUCUCUCUCUCUUUCUUGCAGUGCAGUAGAUACAUAGUGUAUAUAUUAACCUGUUGUUUAUCCCCUUCACAUAUAUACUUCUGUCUUCUCCUUUUGUUCAUCUUCUUCUUCAUCUGUGAGAGAGAGACUGAAUUAGAGAGGGGAGAAAUGGGGGGUUGUAUGUCGUGCAGGGGAGCGAGGACGUUCAGCUGCGUGCGGGUGAUCCACAUGAACGGGUACGUGGAGGAUUUCGAGGCACCCGUGACGGUGGGGGAGGUCACGGGGAAGCCGCCGACGCACGUGCUGCUCUCCUCGGCCCACCUCAUCGCCUUCGGCUCCAACCUGCUCCGGCCCGAUGACUGCCUCGAGCCGGGCCGCCUCUACUUCCUCCUACCCCACGCCGUCUUCCAGUCGGAGUCGUCCCCGGUCGACCUCGCCACCCUGAUGACCCGGCUCACCACAGCCGCCAAGAGGGGCGGCGUCGCCGCGCCCCCGGCGGUGCCCCCGCCGCCUCCGAGCGGUCCCGUGUGGCUGGGGCUCGGCCGGGGCAAUCCCAUGGCGUCGCGGGCCCGGACGUGGCGCCCGGAGCUCGACGCAAUUGAGGAGCGCUCCUUCGGGCGGUCGAUGGGAAGGGACUCCAUGAACAGCAGCAUGCGCUCAUUCAUAGCUCCGGAAACCUGAAACGUGUAGGGUCAGGGGAACGACUGUUCUCUCUCUCUCUCUCUCUCUCUCUCUCUCUCUCUCUCUCUCUCUCUCAUCUACUUUGGACUUAAAAUGGCCAAUUAAGUUUGCGUUCUUCCACCAUAUGUCAAGGGAUGUUAGAGUUUGUUCUUUGUUUUGUCUUUCCAAGAUUGAGAGCAGUAGAGAAGAGAGGACACACUGUGUUGAACAUGAAAUAGAGAAGAAACAUGAUAUUUCCAUGCUCCA